UUGCUGGCUCACUCAGCACCAUAUCUUCCCUUCUCCCCAGAAGUACACCCAGCUUCCCUUUAUAAGAUCAACACUUGUUUCCUCACAUUUUUCCCACCACCAACACACACACAAGUUAACAGGCAGCAAAAGCUAGAUAUUAAGGAAAUGAGUUUGCUGAGAGGAAAGCUUGAGGCAUGUUUUGGGAUCAGACUUGCUGCUACUCAACACCAUGAAAUCUUCAGCGGCAGGCCACACCACGUCUCCAACAUGGCACCCACCAAGAUCAAGAACUGCGCUCUCCAUGGAGGAGAUUUCGGCCAAAAGGGCGCCCUACUCAACUGGGACUAUAUCCAUGAUGGGGCUCACAAGGUGGCCAAGGAAAUAGUCGAAAACAUUGAUGAUGUGAAUCUGUCGAUCACCUUCAAGGUCAUCGAAGGAGAUCUUACCAAGGAAUACAAAGAGUUGAAGAUCGUGGUCAAGGCGACUCCCAAAUCUGACAACACUAGUCUCAUCCACUGGACUUUGGACUACGAGAAGCUGAACGAGGAUAUCGCCGAGCCUUUCUCCUUCAUGGAAUUCCUUGUUCAUCUCAGCAAGGAUAUCGAUGUUCACCACACCAAGAAGUGAGCAUCUCCUGUGUGUAUGGUUCGAUGUAAUUCCCGACCCCAUGAUCAAAAGCUAAGUGCGUGCAUGCAUGCAGCAUUGCUAUGUGUAUGUAUCUACGUACCUUUGUUUGGUAGCUAGGCGUGGUUGCGGUUCGUCGUUUAGUUCCAUCGCUCGGCUAUGUUGUCCUUACUACGUACUUAAAUAUAUAUAUGCAGCAAAUAAUAAAUAAAUAAAUAAUAAUAAGAGGGGGUUCAAUAUGUCUUGGUGGAUUGUGGUAUAUGUGUGAAUGGGACCAGUUACGGUAACAACACUCCUUGUGUUGUUAUUGUAACAACACUAGUUUCCAAUCAAUAGGAAGGUAGAGUUGUGAUGACUUUUUAU
Molecule: messenger RNA, 969 nt
Organism: Linum tenue
Lineage: Eukaryota; Viridiplantae; Streptophyta; Magnoliopsida; Malpighiales; Linaceae
Source: the annotation of a GenBank genome assembly